Molecule: messenger RNA, 3655 nt
Organism: Triticum aestivum (bread wheat)
Lineage: Eukaryota; Viridiplantae; Streptophyta; Magnoliopsida; Poales; Poaceae
Product: disease resistance protein RGA2
Exons: 5
Coding region: 1-2943 (980 amino acids)
Molecular function (GO): ADP binding
Source: RefSeq, a predicted model, not a curated record
AUGCCGACGACGGAAUAUGCCGACGACGUCCUUGACGACUUUGAGUACGAGGGGCUGCGCCGCAAAGUCCAGAUCAGCGAGUCCACUUCCCGCAAGGUACUCAGCUAUGUCACACGCCACAGUCCGCUGCUCUUCCGUUUUGCCAUGAGCAGGAAGCUCAAGACUGUCCUCAAUAAGAUCAAAGAGCUGGUUGUGGAGAUGAACACGUUUGGCCUUGAGGAUUAUGUGAGUCGGGAGGAGCUCCAACGUCCUUGGCGGCAGACGCACUCCAAACUGGAUGAGUCUGCCGAGAUCUUUGGAAGAGGUGAUGACAAGGAGGGAUUGGUGAAGUUGCUGCUAGACCCGCAAGAUCAGAGGAAGGUGCAGGUGCUUCCCAUCUUCGGUAUGGGAGGUCUUGGCAAGACGACACUUGCUAAGAUGGUGUACAAUGACCAAGAUGUCCAGCAACAUUUUGAGUUGAAGAUGUGGCACUGUGUGUCAGAGAAUUUUGAUGUUAUUGCUAUUGUGAAAUCCAUCAUUGAAUUGGCUACAAAUGAGAGGUGCAACCUGCCUGACAACAUCGAAUUAUUACAGAAGAAACUUGACGAAGUCAUUGGCCAGAAGAGGUUUUUUCUGGUUCUCGAUGAUGUAUGGAAUGAAGAGAAGAAGUUGUGGGAGGAUGAACUGAAGCCACUAUUGUGCUGUGCUGGUGGACCAGGAAGUGUCAUAGUGGUCACAUGUCGAAGCAAGCAAGUGGCCUCUAUAAUGUCCACUGUUAAGCCCCAUGAGCUAGCAUUUUUGAGUGAAGAAGAUUCAUGGAAACUAUUCUCGAACAACGCAUUCAGCAAUGGUGUAGAGGAGCAAACAGAGUUAGUCACCAUCGGAAGACGUAUUACACUGGGUGGUUUGCUGAGUUCAAAGCAACAAGUACAUGAAUGGAGGGCAAUUGAAGAAAGUAACAUUGGGGAUAAUGAUGUCAAGCCCAUACUAAUGUUAAGCUACAAACACCUAUCAUAUGAAAUGAAGCAAUGCUUUGCAUUCUGUGCACUUUUCCCCAAGGAUUAUGAGAUGCAGAAGGAUAUGUUGAUGCAACUAUGGAUGGCAAAUGGCUUUAUUCAAGAAGAGGGAACACUGGAUUUAACACAAAAAGCAGAAUUCAUUUUUCAUGAAUUGCUUUGUAGGUCCUUCCUGCAAGAAAUGAAAGUCAAAUGUGGUAUAUAUUAUGGUGGCAGAGAAUAUGAGACAAUACAUUGUAAAAUGCAUGACUUGAUGCAUGACUUGGCCAGAGAUAUCACCAAUGAAUGUGUCACCAUAGAAGAAUUGAUGGAACAUAAAGCAUUGGUAAAAAAUGCCCGUCACCUGCAAUUGUCGAAGGUUAAACUGGAAAAGAAAUGUGAGGUGUUUGAUGAAAAAACAUCUCUCCGCACUUUGUUAGAUACUUCAAGGACACACAAGGAUUCGAAAUGGCUGCCACAUGUAUCAUUACGAGCAUUGCAGAGUGUUUGCAGUAGUUUCAAGGCCGAAAAUGCAAACCAUUUACGGUAUCUUGACCUCUCCAGUUGUAGCGUCGAUGCUAAAUUGCUGCAUUCAAUAUGUCUAUUGUAUAACCUGCAAACAUUGAGGCUCAAUGAUUGCUCUGAGUUACAACAGUUACCAGAAGACAUGAUGAUAAGCCUGGGAAAGCUCAUACAUCUUUAUCUUUUUGGAUGUGAUAAGUUGGAGGGGAUGCCUCGAAACAUUGGUCAGCUGAACAACCUUCACACACUAACAACAUUUAUUGUGGAUACUAGAGAUGGUUGUGGUAUUGAGGAGCUCAAAGACUUGCGACACCUUAGCAAUAGGCUGGAACUGUACAACUUGAGAAAAAUAAAGAGUGCAAAGCAUGCAAAAGAAGCCAAUCUCCAUCAGAAGCAAAAUCUUAGUGAGUUGUUGUUCUCUUGGUGCCUUAGAAGGUAUGACAAUCCUGUAAAUGAAGCAUGCAACGCGGAGGAAGUGCUCCAGUCUCUAGAACCUCAUAGCAAGAUGCAAAUGUUGGAGUUAUAUGGAUAUGAUGGCCUAGAAAUACCACGAUGGAUGAGAGACCCACAUAUGUUUCAUUGCUUAAGAAAACUCAUAAUUUUCAAAUGGACAAGGUGUAAGAAUAUACCUGCAGUAUGGUUGUCACCGUUGCUGGAGUACUUAUCCUUAGUCGGAAUGUAUAAACUGAAGACAUUAUGUGAUAACCUUUGCAUAGAAGACGGAGGACGCAGUACCCCUCUACGGAUUUUUCCAAAGUUGAAGGAGAUAGUCUUGGGAAAUCUACAUAGUCUAGAGGGAUGGGCAGAGAACAGCGCGGGAGUGUCUAUUGAUAGCUUAGGUACAUUCCCGGUGCUUGAGGAGGUAGAUAUCCUUAGGUGCCCUAAGCUUCCAAGUAUUCCACUGAGCCCCGUUCUCAAAGUCCUGAACAUAUCGGGUUAUUACCUGGAGGUGGAGUUGCAGGAUAUUCCAAGGUUGCCUACAUCCCUUGAAAUUUUGCGGAUUCAAUGCUUUGGAGGUUUGGUGGCACUGCCUUCAAACCUUGGAGAUCUGGCAAAGCUGAGCUACCUAAUGGUGAAUAGCUGCAGCAGCCUGAAAGGGUUGCCUGAUGGAAUGGAUGGCCUCACUUCUCUUCAGAAAUUGGCAAUCACUCAUUGUCCAGCGAUAGAGGAAUUCCCGAAUGGUCUCCUUCAGCGGUUGCCAACCCUUGACCGCCUAACCAUAGCGGGCUGCCCCGAGUUGCAAAGACGAUGCAGAGAAGGUGGGGAGUAUUUCAACCACUUGGUCCAUAUCCCAUAUAAAUACAUUGAAGCAGAAUCAGAAUUUGGAGCAGAAGCAGAAUCAGAAUACAUUGAACCAGAAGCAGAAUCCAGUGGAAAGAAGUUUCUAAGAAGGCUCCUCCCCUCCUGUGUUAACUCGAAGUCUGACUGUGAGUCUGACAAUAACUGAGGAUAACCAGAAGUAUGGUUCCAGCAGCGACCGCUGGUUCCUCCUGAGAUCAGGUUACAUCAACCCAACCUGCAAGCAGAGCUCGGCUAUGAAAUUUUUAAUUUCAUCUCUCAUUUCUCUGAACAAAUAUAUUUCCUCCAAGCGCUCAAGGUGAUUGGUCCAUUUAGAAGGUUGGCAUUUCUGAAAGCAUCCACAAAAUGGAGGAAGCAAAUGCCAUGCCUGACAAGCAAAGUCAGAACUCCAUCGCGGCAUGUGAUGAGCGUUGUCUGAAAGAAGAUGCAACAAUGGGAACUAGAUCAUGCUCUGACCGUCGUCGCUUUCCCUAGAGAUUUUCUCUACAUGUGUGCAUUAGUGCAGGCAGAUAUGUCUUGAUCCAUUUUCUCUGCAUGUAAAUUUGCGAACAGUCCCUUGGCUCUCAGAGGAACGAAGCCCAUGUCUGUGUGCCCGGUAAUCUGACAUGUGAGUGAGAGCGUUUGUGUUAGGGAUGCAAGUGGCAAAUAAAUGGCGUCCGCAAUCCCGUUUAGUUAGUUUUUGCUAGCUUGAUAGUUCAUUUUUCUCAAACAAGCAGAAAACCUUUUUGAACUAUCAUAUCAUAAGUGGACUUUAAACGGGAUUAAACGGGACGUUUACAUCCCUUGUGUGUGUUGGCACAGCCCGUCCGUGUGAGUCUCAUUGUUGGGCAUUGCUGUGGUGUGGCUGAGUCCUGGAUAUA